Molecule: messenger RNA, 1724 nt
Organism: Dunckerocampus dactyliophorus (ringed pipefish)
Lineage: Eukaryota; Metazoa; Chordata; Actinopteri; Syngnathiformes; Syngnathidae
Gene: sypl2b
Product: synaptophysin-like 2b
Exons: 6
Coding region: 120-860 (246 amino acids)
Cellular component (GO): synaptic vesicle membrane; synaptic vesicle
Source: RefSeq, a predicted model, not a curated record
CACGUGUCAUCCACACCGACCUUGCUGAAGUGGUAGAAAAGUUUUGACAGGCUCAGUGACGAUCGAAAGUGAAGUAUAUACCAGCAAGGACAGUUUUUUGCUUUACUAGUGGAAAAACAAUGGAAUCUGUUGCCCAGAAAGUGCUAACUUCUGGAUUCACUCUCGACUUGGGUCCUCUCAAAGAGCCGCUGGCAUUUAUCCGUUUGCUAGAAUGGGUGUUCACAAUAUUUGCCUUUGCUACAACUGGCGGCUACAGCGGCACAACCAGUGUUAAUGUCCAGUGCCCUGGGGGCCACAAUCAAGAAAUUCAAGCAGACUUCAACUACCCAUUUAGGUUGAUGGAACACCCUUAUAAUGUCCCUACCUGUGUUGUCAAUCAGACUGACCCCACCAUUUACUACCUGACUGGAGACCACUCGUCAUCCGCACAGUUUUAUGUCUGUAUUGGAGUUCUGGCAUUUCUCUACAGUACUGCCUGCCUUGUCAUCUACCUGGGCUUCCAGCAGAUGUAUAGAGAAACCAGCCGUGGACCAGUUGUGGACCUGCUCGUGACUGCAGCUUUUGCGUUCAUGUGGCUGGCAUCUUCCUCUGCUUGGGCUAAAGGUUUAUCUGACGUGAAGUGGGCAACCAGUCCUUCAACCAUUUUGACUUUUCUCACUGUGUGCAAGGACGGCACCACCAAGUGCACUGCUGGUGCGACACCUCACAUGGGUCGACUAAACGCCUCUGUGAUUUUUGGUUUUCUUAACUUCAUCUUGUGGGCUGGCAACUGCUGGUUCAUUUACAAGGAAACUCCUUUCCACAAAUCACCCAACCAACCUGCAGAUGCAGAUUCAGAGGCAGGAGCUAGACCAUCGUAACUACCCAGCUUCCUCAUGCCAUAAAAGUCUAAUGUAAUGUAGAUUGAGGAACAGCUGAUGAUAACAUCGUGUGUGUUUCUAAAACUGACUGCUGCUCUUUAAUGUUUGUAUUGACUAUUAGGUAGUGGUCUCAGACUUACACCAAAACUGGAAAAUGUAGCAGUCAGAUAUUUUACCCUUUUCCUGUAGAUUGCUAGUUUGUAUCUUAAAAUCUGCAAUACAGUAUUUAAACCCCAAUAGCAAAAAUAAUCGUGUCCUUUAAUUCACAUGAUUUUGUAAGGAUGGACUGUUUAGUUUUGUUUGUGUAAAAUAACAAUUGUGCUAGGAUGUUACCUAACUGUUUAUCUCUGCCACAAAAGUCUCAAGAAUAAGUGGGAUGGAAGGUACAGGGUUUUCAAAUACUUGUGUCGUAUGUGAUGUGCAUGCAGUUACAAUCAAGAACUUACACUUCAGUCAAGUCGUUAUAGGAAUUAAAAAGUUUACUUAGAAGGAAAACAUAAUUUUGAAAAAAAUGGUUGCCAACAUGAGAUUAUUUAUAAAGUGUGAAUGCAAUUUUAUGUUUCCUCUGUGUUCUGCUGCAUCAUCUCACUUGGCAAAUCUCAUGAGUCCUGUUUAUUUGAUAUUUAUGUUUACAGCAGGUAAUAUUGUUUUUGCAUUAAACUAUUGCAGUUGUUUGCUUAAACUUGCAGGUGAUUUUUAUUUUAGUCGUGAAUAUUGUUGGUAUGACAAAAGUUAUUUCAUACAGGCCCAGCAGUGUUUCAGCUACUUAAUGUUUGUAAGUAAUUUCUAGUCAGUCUCUUCUUAAUAUUUUUUGAUAUAUGUGUUUUGUUACUAAUUUGACUGCAUAUUUUGACAUCUCGCUUU